AUGGCGGCGGCGGCGGCGGCGCCGGGCAGAGUCACACCGCUGGCGGCGGAGUCUUCCCCUCAGGAAGCUACCGUCUUUGCCGCCUCCUCCUCCUCCUACACCGCCUGAACGGCGGCGGCGGCGGCGGCGGCGGCGGCAGUGACUAAGCGUGCCUCCUCCGCCACCUCCAACCCUGCCUGCCCACCUGCCGGUGGCUGUGGCGAUAGCGGCGGCAGCGGCUUUGGAGGCUCCACUAUGGCGGCGGCGGGGAGGGGGGGCAGUAGUUUUAAAGUAGACACCCGCCCUUGCCUCAGAGAAGAUAUGACUUGGAAUGAACAGGAAAAGGCUGAACUUUUCACAGAUAACUUUUGUAAUAUAUGUGGAGUGGUGCUACAGUUUGAAUCACAAAGGAUUUCACAUUAUGCGAGUGAUAAACAUGCUCAGAAUAUUAGGCUUUAUUUUCAAAUGUAUGGGGAACAAAAUGAAGUGCCUGGUAAGCAAAUGAAGAUGGAUGUUGAGAAUUUUCAGGUGCACAGGAGUGAAGUAGUGAACAGAAACAAAUUUUGUGAUCUCUGCAACAUGAUUUUUAGUUCCCCAGUUGUUGCUAAGUCUCAUUAUGUAGGGAAAGUCCAUGCUAAAAAAGUGAAGCAGUUAAUGGAGGAGCAUGAUCAGGUGUCUCCAUCAGGAUUUCAGCCAGAGUCAGAGAUGGCAUUUGGUAUGAGAACCUACGUUUGUCAUACUUGUAAUAUCACCUUCACAUCUUUAGAUAUGUUCCAGUCCCACAUGCAAGGAAGUGAACAUAAAAUAAAAGAAUCCAUUGUUUUCAGUCUAGUGAAGGAUUCAAAGAAAACACAAGACUCUUGCCAAGAUGAAUGUGCAGAUUACAUCAAGGUGCAGAAAGCCAGAGGACCAGAGCCUAAGACUUGUUUCAGAAAGAUGGAAGAGAGUUCUUUAGACACCUGUGGGUACAGAAAAGUGGUCAAUUCCAGAUCCAGACAUAGAAUGUUUGAACAAAGAUUUCCAAGUGAUACUUUAUGGACAUACCCAGAAUCAUACAAUAUUACACAAACAGUGAAAAAACAUUGCUUACCAGCUCAUUCAAAGAAAACAUAUGACUCUUUCCAAGAUGAACUGGAAGAUUACAUCAAAGUGCAGAAAGCCAGAGGGCUUGAUCCAAAGACUUGUUUCAGAAAGCUAGGAGAUAACUCUGUGGAAAUUCAUAGGUACAGAGAAGUUGAUUCUGGACUCAGACAAAGAAUGUUUGAGGAAAGAUUUUCAUUUGAAACUUCCCAGACCGACCAACAACAAUACAGUAUUUCACCAGCAGAAAGCCAGUUACAUCAUUGGUUACCAGCUCAUUCAAAGAGAACAUAUGACUCUUUCCAAGAUGAACUUGCAGAUUACAUCCAAGUGCAGAAAGCCAGAGGACUAGAGCCAAAGACUUGUUUCAGAAACAGAAGCAAUAGUUCUAUGGAAACCCAUAAGUGCAGAGAAAUGGUUGAUUCCAGACCCAGACAUAGAAUGAUUGAGCCAGGGCUCCCAUUUGAGAUUUCCCAGACCUAUCCAGCAUCAUACAAUAUUUCACAAGCAGUGGAAAACCAGUUACCUCAUUGCUCACCAGCUCAUGACAGCAAACAGAAACUAGACUCUGUGACCUACUGUCAACCCACCAGAGACUAUUUCCUAGAAAAACCAGUACCCCUGAGCCUUAGUCAGCAAGAAAAUAAUUCUGGCCCAUACAGUGUAGAAUCUGAAGUUUACAAGCACCUCUCCUCAGAAAAGAAUACCAGUGACCAUCAGGCAGGUCAUAAACAGAGACAUCAGAAGAGAAGACGGCACCUGGAGGAAGGGGAAAAAAGACCAGAGAAAGAGCAGUCCAAGCAUAAAAGGAAAAAGAGUUAUGAAGAUACAGAUCUAGACAAGGACAAGAGUAUCCGCCAAAAGAAAAGAGAGGGAGGUAAAGUCAGUGCCAGUGCAGGAAAGCUUAAGCAUCAAAAGAAGAAAAAAAGCCAUGGUGUACCCUCUGAGAAAGAAGAACAUAAGCACAGGAAACAGAAAAAGAAAUUUGUUGAAGAAAAAACAGAAGAGGAAAUGCUUUGGGAUGAAUCUAUUCUUGGAUUUUGAACUUUUAGUUUUGUUUACCCGAGGAUAAAUUGAAGAAAUUGGUUAAGAGUAUGUAUUUCAACAAAGCCAGGGACAUCCAAUGAACA
Manis pentadactyla (Chinese pangolin) is the source of this 2189-nucleotide messenger RNA. It is a transcript of the gene ZMAT1, whose product is annotated as zinc finger matrin-type 1. Gene Ontology annotation, molecular function: nucleic acid binding; zinc ion binding. The record is from RefSeq and is a predicted model, not a curated record. Lineage: Eukaryota; Metazoa; Chordata; Mammalia; Pholidota; Manidae. The transcript has 6 exons.